Saimiri boliviensis boliviensis (Bolivian squirrel monkey) is the source of this 2299-nucleotide messenger RNA. RefSeq names its product gamma-aminobutyric acid type A receptor subunit pi (gene GABRP). Gene Ontology annotation, biological process: monoatomic ion transmembrane transport. The record is from RefSeq and is a predicted model, not a curated record. Gene Ontology annotation, cellular component: membrane. Lineage: Eukaryota; Metazoa; Chordata; Mammalia; Primates; Cebidae. Gene Ontology annotation, molecular function: GABA-A receptor activity; extracellular ligand-gated monoatomic ion channel activity.
CAGGAGCUGACGAUUCCCAGACACCAGGACCAGUCAGCACCCCCACAAGGACGGGGCUACGAGAGGCUCCGCCCACCUCUGUUUCUGCGCGGCAGGUUCAGCAGCUCCAUUCUUCCCCAGAGAGCCACUCCAUCAGAGGGUGGCUGCGUGCCCACUUACAAGGGACAGGGCUGAGGAUGGGGAGAACCCUGAGGACACGAAAGACAGUGCCUCGCCCAGUUGUCCUGCCUGUAGGCCUGAAGGACUUGCCCUGACGGGGUCUCAACAGCUGCCGGGAGCGCCACUGGAGGACGAGCAGCAGAGCCGAGGUUAGAGCCCCUGCUGUCCUCACUACAGCCGCGGUGGUUCACCUCUGCGCACCAGCCAGCCAAGACCGGCAGACACAGGGCACGCCCCGCACCACUUUAUCUUCUGGGAUUUUCUUAAGGAGGACCCACGGCAAUAACGCCUUUCCUCAUCUCAGCCUAAUUCGGGCUCCAUUCCUGCUUUCCAACAAAUGCUUCUGUCCAUGCUGAAGUGACGAGGACAGGAAAACAGUGCCUGCAUAGGAAGGAAGCUGGAGGGGACAAGGUCGGCAUCACUGUAUUUACAUGGUGAUUCCUAUUUCAACCCCUCGGUGUGAACAGCUCCUCAACAUGAACUACAGCCUCCACUUGGCCUUCGUGUGUCUGAUUCUCUUCACUGAAAGGAUGUGUGUCCAGGGGAAUCAGUUCAACGUCGAGGUUGGCAGAAGUGACAAGCUUUCCCUGCCUGGCUUUGAGAACCUCACAGCAGGAUAUAACAAAUUUCUCAGGCCCAAUUUUGGUGGAGAACCAGUUCAGAUAGCGCUGACUCUGGACAUUGCAAGUAUCUCCAGCAUUUCAGAGAGUAACAUGGACUACACAGCCACCAUAUACCUCCGACAGCGGUGGAUGGACCAGCGGCUGGUGUUUGAAGGCAACAAGAGCUUCACUCUGGAUGCCCGCCUUGUGGAGUUCCUCUGGGUGCCAGACACUUACAUUGUGGAGUCCAAGAAGUCCUUUCUCCAUGAAGUCACUGUGGGAAACAGGCUUAUCCGCCUCUUCUCCAAUGGCACGGUCCUUUAUGCCCUCAGGAUCACAACAACUGUUGCAUGUAAUAUGGAUCUGUCUAAGUACCCCAUGGACACACAGACAUGCAAGUUGCAGCUGGAAAGCUGGGGCUAUGAUGGAAAUGACGUCGAGUUCACCUGGCUGAGAGGGAAUGACUCUGUGCGUGGGCUGGAACACCUGCGGCUUGCUCAGUACACCAUACAGCGGUAUUUCACCUUAGUUACCAGAUCGCAGCAGGAGACAGGAAAUUACACUAGAUUGGUCUUACAAUUUGAGCUUCGGAGGAAUGUUCUGUAUUUCAUUUUGGAGACCUACGUUCCUUCCACUUUCCUGGUGGUGUUGUCCUGGGUUUCAUUUUGGAUCUCCCUCGAUUCAGUCCCUGCAAGAACCUGCAUUGGAGUGACGACUGUGUUAUCAAUGACCACACUGAUGAUCGGGUCCCGCACUUCUCUUCCCAACACCAACUGCUUCAUAAAGGCCAUCGAUGUGUACCUGGGGAUCUGCUUUAGCUUUGUGUUUGGGGCCUUGCUGGAAUACGCAGUUGCUCACUACAGUUCCUUACAGCAGAUGGCAGCCAAAGAUAGGGGGACAACGAAGGCAGUGGAAGAAGUCAGUAUUACUAACAUCAUCAACAGCUCCAUCUCCAGCUUUAAACGGAAGAUCAGCUUUGCCAGCAUUGAAAUUUCCAGCGACAAGGUUGACUACAGUGAUUUGACAAUGAAAACCAGAGACAAGUUCAAGUUUGUCGUCCGAGAAAAGAUGGGCAGAAUCGUUGAUUAUUUCACAAUUCAAAAUCCCAGUAAUGUUGAUCGGUAUUCCAAACUACUGUUCCCUUUGAUUUUUAUGCUAGCCAAUGUAUUUUACUGGGCAUACUACAUGUAUUUUUGAGUUGAUGUUAAAUCUCUUGCAUGCAAUAGGUCUUCAACAGGACAAGAUAAUGAUGUAAAUGGUAUUCUAGGCCAGGUGUGCACCCAUGUUCAAUGGUGCUCAAGUGACUAAAAUAAUAUUUGGGCCUUUCUCCUCUAAGAAUGGACGCCCAACCAUUAUUCUAAGCUGUGUAGAAGUCCUAGCAUUACAGGAUCUUGUAAUAGAAACAUCAGUCCCUUCCUCUUUCGUCAACCAAAGACAUCCCAUGGAGCCCAAGAUUACAAAUGUACUUAGGGCUAUUUACUCAGUGCCUCCCUGGUUUGCAUUUACCUCAUAUAAAGAAUGGAGAGGAGACCAUUUGG